AUGUCAUCUUCGGGGAACAGUAAAGUGAACGUUCUGCAGCAAAUAAACCAUUUCUGGUCCAUGUUGGAUGAUCUUUGUCGAGAUGACCCAGAGGCCUACCGUAAAUUGAUAGAAAAACAAAUGAAAGAAGGAGCAGACUUGAGUGCUGCGCCUGAGCUCCAUUCCUGCAUCUGCACCGACAUCCUGGACCCAAAUCGAGGGCAGCUCUACAUCAACCUGUGUAGCUGGAAACGUGUGCCAGCUCCCCAGCACCCCGGCAAGCCAUUACCCUUGUGCGUCGGUAAACUAGAAACAGAGGAUAAAAGAGGUCAAGGACCCUACACUGUUCUGGAUGUCGCUGUGAAUCCCGGGCUGCUAAAGGAGUAUAAGCCCGAUGAAACAGAGAUGAACCGGCUCUACAUGCUCCUCUUGAACUUUGUACAGCAGCAGCACAACCUCAAGUUAUCACAACAGUACACUCCUGUUAGCCCCAGAAGCACCAUACAGGACUUGCACCGUCGCCUUGGAUUUCAACAGUGGCCUAGUAUGGGCAAUAAAGCAGACAGUGAAGAAGAAAUAGCCUGUCAAACACCAGCUUCCCUCCUGCAGAAAAUAUCGUCUCUACAUACAGAGAAAGAAGAGGAGAUCCUCAUUGCUCCUGAACCUGCGGAGCCUAAAAAAAAGAAUCUGAUCCAAGUCAUCUCCUCCACACUGGUGCAGCCGCAGAGGCCAGAGUACCUGCUCGAGGUGAGGCCUGAUGCGGAAGGCUCUCCUCGCUGCGUGGAGCUGACAGUGGAGCUGCCAAAGGUUUCUAAUAUGUCAGAAUGCCAACUGCGGAUCUCCAAGGAUGAUGUCUUAUUGGAAGUGGAAGAUGUGUACCAUUUGCUCCUAGACUUUCCUCAUCUUGUUGAUGAGGAUUCUGCUACUGCUGUAUUUAACAAGCAGAAGAGACAACUGACUUUGAGAGUAAACAUUUUAUAA
This is a messenger RNA of Boleophthalmus pectinirostris (great blue-spotted mudskipper), 960 nucleotides long. It is a transcript of the gene pih1d2, whose product is annotated as PIH1 domain containing 2. Lineage: Eukaryota; Metazoa; Chordata; Actinopteri; Gobiiformes; Gobiidae. The record is from RefSeq and is a predicted model, not a curated record. Gene Ontology annotation, cellular component: cytoplasm; ribonucleoprotein complex; R2TP complex. The transcript is spliced from 5 exons. Gene Ontology annotation, biological process: rRNA processing; box C/D snoRNP assembly. The coding region runs from base 1 to 960 and encodes 319 amino acids.